Molecule: messenger RNA, 457 nt
Organism: Myotis daubentonii (Daubenton's bat)
Lineage: Eukaryota; Metazoa; Chordata; Mammalia; Chiroptera; Vespertilionidae
Product: antileukoproteinase-like
Biological process (GO): innate immune response; antibacterial humoral response
Cellular component (GO): extracellular region
Molecular function (GO): serine-type endopeptidase inhibitor activity
Source: RefSeq, a predicted model, not a curated record
AGCGAGAGGUAUAAGGGAUGCGGCUGACACUGGCCUCCACAGCCUCCUGCCCUCACUAUGAAGCUUAACAACCUCCUGGUCUUCACGGUGCUCCUGGCCCUCAGAAUCCUGUCGUCCUGGGCUGUCGUAGAUGCUGGCAAAGAAAAAGCAAGCAAAAAUGGAGCCUGCCCCUUCAUACACCCAGUAAACUGUCUUGUGUAUGAACCUCCUCAAUGCCACAGUGACUGGCAGUGUCCAAAGAAGCAGAAAUGCUGUCCUGGCCUUUGUGGCAUCAAAUGCUUGGAUCCUGAAGACCCAUCAAAGCCAGUUCAAGUCAAUCCUGGGAAGUGUCCAGUGGUCACUGGCCGGUGUAUGAUGCUCAACCCCCAAGACGAAUGUCGGAAUGACAGCCACUGCGAGAAGAGUCUCAAGUGCUGCAAGGGGAUGUGUGGGAAUUCUUGUGUCAAGCCAGUGUGAG